Psilocybe cubensis is the source of this 672-nucleotide messenger RNA. RefSeq lists its product as uncharacterized. The coding region runs from base 1 to 672 and encodes 223 amino acids. The record is from RefSeq and is a predicted model, not a curated record. Lineage: Eukaryota; Fungi; Basidiomycota; Agaricomycetes; Agaricales; Agrocybaceae. The transcript is spliced from 5 exons.
AUGUACAUCGGUGCCGCUUCCUACGCCUCAUUGUUUGCUACUGCGUUCAGUGGCAGCGGUGCUGUGCCACAGCCGUCACAACUACCCCUUCCAGCCUCAUUGUCGUCGCUGCCAUCGUCGGUAGGGAAACUUGGAUCGGAUGUAGGACUCGGUAGUGUUGCAACGGUGCUGCGCCUCGACGAAGAGACGGGGCAAAUGCAGAUCGACAAAAUUUUUCACGCAGUGUGGGCCUUCAUACUGAGCGUGUUCGAUGUGGUGAAGAAUUGGGCUGUGUGCUGGGGACCAUCUUUGGAUUGGAUUUCUGAAGCGCUAAGCACUUCCUAUACUUUCGUUCAAAAUCACCCUCACCCAUUCCACAUCCUCGGCUGGACGGUGUUCUUUGGGCCUAUAAUCGUUCUCAUUCCAUGCUUGCUAUUAGUCGAGCUGGUGAUCAUCGUAAUUUUUCAUCUAGAGUCAUUUUUGCACGGGCAAAGUGGAGAAACAAUUCCUGACCGCCUCGACUUUCUCAAAGACUACUUCAUCGAGACGCGCGAAUCUGUGUUUGCAACUGUCGAGCGAUGGACCGCAGCGUUCAACCAGAAAACCGUCGCGCACCCUGCACUUCUCGGUGUACGGCUACUCGGAGCUCUGUUGGGCGGCUGGGUGCUAGCUGGGAUUUGGAGCGGGUGGUAG